UUCCACUUCAACACGGCGUUCAUGGUUUGCGUCGCCAAACGCGCUUCAUUCAUGGUGCGAGCUUGACAGGAUGGUAUGAAAGAGUCGGAAUUCUCUGUUUUUGCUACCACAACGUGUAGGCGCUGGCGGCAGAGCGAUGAUGUGACGGGGAUUUUUGAGUCGAUUGUUGCUUCCGAAGGAAUUGAUAAGGUUAUGGCAACGAGGAGUCAGUGUCUUCAGAAAUAUCGAUUAUAGAGUGGAGAAGUGGUAAGUUGGAUUCCGAGAUAAGAGCAAGGGUUUGGAAAAGGGCAGGGCGAGUGAGCGCUUGGUGGUUGAGGUUGGAGUUGGAGAGAACAGACGUUGAGUAUGGCGCACCUUGCCCCCGUGCAGACCAUAAAGAGGCGGCGGCAGGCGAUUGCAUUGCCUCCACCCGUGACUCCCUCAGCUAAGACCUUAGUGAAAGCGCUAAUGAGCCUGAAGAGGACUUUGUCGUCUGCCGGAAAGCCGACAGUAUGCCAGUGUCGUAAUGCCUCGAACGUUGUUCGUAGAAUUGAGCUCUUGGCGACUCUUUUCGAGGAAAUUGAAGUGUCCGACCGUCCUUUUCCUCCAUCAGCUGUGAUUUCUCUCCGAGAGUUGUAUAGGUUGAUGCAAAGGACCUAUAUGCUGCUUGAAGAGUGCCGAGAGAUCAGCAGAUUUUGGUUGCUGAUGGAGCAAGGCACGUAUGCGCAGUACUUUUACGAAAUCACUCAAAGUUUGGGAAAGAUACUGAGCUCCAUUCCUUUGGAACUUCUGGAUCUAUCGGAGGAAGUUAUGGAACAAACGGAAUUAGUGCGUGCACAAGCGAUCCGGGCACGUUUUGUGCAGAGCCCCGCUGAAGUUCAGCUGCGUGAAGACGUUGUCAAUAUGUUGAAGCUUGUGGAAAGAGAAGAGACUCCUCAACCAUCCCAAUUGAAAUGCCUCUUCAACGUUCUAUAUCUGCUUAAUGCUGCAAACUGCGAGACGGAGAUCCAUAAGUUGGAAGAGAUAAGCACGGAAGAAAGUAGACUACAGGAUUUGAACAUCCAGGAUAGGGUUGCUGGAUUGAUUAGUUUCGUCCGAUAUGGGAAGUAUGUGCUAUAUUCGGGGGAAUUUGAAGGAGUUGAAGACGAAGUUUCUCGAGUUCACUCCAGAAGUAGACGUGAUGAAAACAGGAGUGAGGUAUCAACAAGCGAAUCAGAUAAAAGCGCUGCGAUGGUCGUCCCUCCAAUCGAAUACCUGUGUUCAAUUACUCUUGAUCUCAUGCGUGAUCCUGUGAUCGUUGCAACUGGACAGACGUAUGAAAGGUCUUCCAUCACAAGGUGGAUUCACGCAGGACACUCAACAUGCCCGAAGACCCGCCAGAAGCUUGCUCACCUCGACCUGAUUACAAAUUAUGCAUUGAAGAGUUUGAUUUCACAGUGGUGUGAAGACAAUAAUGUUGAAUUUGAGAACGGAACUCAAAAAGACAACGGAAAAGGCGUUCGAGUUCAACGUAUUCACAAUUCAGGAGGUAACCUUGAGGCCACGAAGCUCGCUGUGACAUUCUUGGUUCAGAAACUUGCUACUGGUAAUGAGUGUAUUCAGAAGCAAGUCGUCCGUGAGCUUCGCUUGCUUUCAAAGAGUGGAGAGGAGAAUAGGAUAUGCAUUGCGGAAGCUGGGGCGAUUCCACAUCUCCUUCCGCUGUUAUCAUCCUCCGAUGUCAAAACUCAAGAGCACACCAUCACAACUGUGCUAAACCUUUCAACUGUCGAAGACAAUAGACGAGUAAUUGUCGCAGCCGAUGCCUUGGAUUUGGUUAUUGAGGUCUUGAAAUCAGGGCAUACGAUGGAAGCGCAAGAGAAUGCUGCUGCAUUACUGUUUUCCCUUUCCAGCAAUGACGAGGUGAAAGUGCAAAUCGGAAGCAAGCUCGAUGCAAUUCCAUCACUGGUCACUCUGCUUCGGGAAGGCAGCAUGCACAGAGGAAAGAGAGAUGCUGUGAACGCAUUGAUGAACUUGGCCAGAUACCACGGCAACAAAGCCAAGAUUAUCGAAGCCGGUGCGGUGCCAUUCCUUGUUGCUUUCUUCCGAGACGAAUCACCCUCCACACUCGACUCUUGCGCAGCACUCCUCGCUUUACUGGCAUCUCACCCUGAAGGUGUUGACGCAAUGUUCAACGCGAAUGCCAUCUCCAUGUACGUUCCUCUUUUACAACAUGGCUCGCCAAAAGGACGAGAGUAUGCUAUUUCGAUACUGCUCGCUAUGUGCCAAAGCCAAGACAAGAAGGUCAUAGACGAAGUCUUCCAACAUCUGAACGAAAUCGUGCCAUAUCUCUACAACUUGCUCUCCAUUGGCACGUUACGGGCAAAGCGCAAAGUCGCUCCUCUGCUCAAGCUCUUCCGCAGCUAGGAGCCUACAGAGAUGAAUGGCCACAUCGCAGCAGUUUUACAGGUACCUCAAUGAAUCUGCACAUCGAUUCAGCAAUUUUCUGGAAGAAAUAUUCCAAAAUAUUAGGUUGUAACAUACAUUGAAUUUUUUUACGACAAUCGCUGUGGAUAAUUUUUAUUGCACCAGUAGUUCCUCACUUGGUUGCAGUUAGUUUACACAUCAUUCUUUACAUAAAUCCUACCACCUGCUACAGAAUUUUUUUGUUAAGGCAGGGAUGGUUGAUUGAGGAGCUUGAAGUUAAACAAAAGCUCGAUUCGGAUGCACCCAGAAAUCUCCUUUUCUGACAUGUGCCGUGAAGGCGAUUUAGCAAUUUUUUAAUGGCAAAGUAUCAAGUGCCAGAGCUUCAUUAUGAAGCAUUCAUGUAUUUUAAUAUUAAUACUCUAAAAAAAUUAUUAAAAAAAGAAAUUAAAACUGGAAUACUAA
Molecule: messenger RNA, 2844 nt
Organism: Physcomitrium patens
Lineage: Eukaryota; Viridiplantae; Streptophyta; Bryopsida; Funariales; Funariaceae
Product: U-box domain-containing protein 1
Biological process (GO): protein ubiquitination
Molecular function (GO): ubiquitin-protein transferase activity; protein binding
Source: RefSeq, a predicted model, not a curated record